AUGAGCGCUACUCUUAAUCAGUCAGCAUACACGCUGGUUUAUGAUCCGAGCCCCAGCUUUGUUGGUUACACCAAUCAAGAGCUGCAAAGAUCUUUGGAAAAGGGGUCAGACGAGGAAAAGAUCAGCACGAUGAAACGGAUCCUUGUUAUGAUGUUGGAUGGAAACCCCUUGCCAGAAAUGCUUAUGCACGUAAUCAGGUUUGUGAUGCCAUCCAAAAACAAGCAAUUGAAGAAACUUCUAUAUUUUUAUUGGGAAAUUGUCCCUAAGCUUGAUAGUGAAGGCAAACUAAAGCAGGAGAUGAUCUUGGUGUGUAAUGCGAUCCAACAUGACUUGCAACACCCUAAUGAGUACAUCCGCGGUAACACACUGAGGUUUUUAACAAAAUUGCGCGAGGCCGAUCUUUUGGAACAAAUGGUACCUGCAGUGCGCAGUUGCUUGGAGUACCGCCACGCGUACAUCCGCAAAUAUGCUAUUCUGGCUGUGUACUCAAUUUACAAAGUCAGUGAGCAUUUGAUCCCAGAUGCUUGCGAAAUUAUGGACUCGUUUUUAGUGGCUGAAACUGAUCCCGUUUGUAAAAGAAAUGCAUUCUUAGGGCUGGCCGAUCUUGAUCGCGAGGCUGCCCUUAACUACUUACAGGAAAACAUUGCGUCUAUUGAAAGUCUUGAUUCCCUUUUGCAAGACGCAUUCAUUGAAUUUAUCAGAAAAGACGCAAUCCAAACACCUACCCUGAAGCCUCAGUACGUGGAUCUAUUGCAAGAUCUAUUGGCAGCUACAACUUCACAUGAGGUUAUUUUUGAGGCUUCCCUAGCGUUGAGCGUUCUGACCAAUGAUCCUCGUGAGCUUUCUGAGGUUGCCACUAAGCUUAUAGACUUAGCAGUCAAGGAAUCAGACAAUAAUGUCAAACUCAUCGUUCUUGAAAGAAUCCAAGACGUUCACAAAAGAGUACCUGGGUUUCUAGAGGAACUCACACUAGAUAUUUUGCGUGUUUUGAGUGCUCAGGACUUGGAUGUUCGCUCUAAAGCUCUUGAUAUUGCCCUCGAACUUGUUUCUUCAAGGAACGUGGAUGAUGUUGUCAAGCUUUUGAAGAAAGAGCUUCAGAUUACUAUUGCGAAUGCCCAUAAUGAUGAAAAGGCUAUAGAGUACAGACAGCUACUAAUCAAAAACAUUCACAAAGUUGCUAUUAGAUUUGUUGAGGUUUCUGCUGACGUUGUUUCGUUGUUCUUGGAAUUCAUUGGUGAACUCAGCUCUAGCGCUGCAAGCGAUGUGAUAGCGUUCAUCAAGCAAGUCAUCGAAAAGUACCCUCAACUUAGAAAAGAAAUCUUGCAGCACCUUAUUGGGGCCCUUCCUUAUGUUUCGUCAGCUAAAGCAUACCGCGGGGCUUUGUGGAUCUUGGGUGAGUACUCCUUGGAUGCCGAAGACAUCCAAAGCACCUGGAAACAUAUCCGCAGCAGCGUUGGUGAGCUGCCAAUAGUUCAGUCCGAACUUAGACAGAUGGAAGGCGAGAGUUCUGAUGAACUGCCUUCGUCAGAACAGCAGUCUGCGCCUUCUGGCCCCGUUGUCCUACCAGAUGGGACGUAUGCUACUGAGUCAGCCUUCGCCGCAGAUGCGGGCAAGUCUUUGACGAAGGAAGAAAGGGACUCGAGGCCACCUUUGCGCCGCUUUAUUCUCAACGGAGAUUUCUACACCACAUCGGUUCUUGCAACUACAAUUGUCAAAUGUGCUCUAAGAUUCGAGCGGACCUCGAAGGAUGAGGCUAUUCUCAAUGCUUUGAAAGCGGAAGCCAUGUUAAUUCUUGUUAGCAUUCUAAGGGCUGGCCAGAGUUCUUUGGUCGAGAAAAAGAUUGACGAGGACUCCUCUGAGAGAAUUAUGAUUGCAUUGUCAAUUUUGAUGGAUGGCACACACAUCCAAGAGUCCCCAGAGGGUAAGAGACUCUUGGAACUGGCGUACUUGGAAGCCACUAAGAGUUCAUUUGAGUCAAAAGUUGCGAGUGCGGAACGUAAAUCCGCGAAGGAAUCUGCGUCUGCUUUGGCUCGCACUGCUGAGCCCAUCGACAAGGCCAUUUCGUUCAGACAGUUUGCUUCAGUCGAUAUUCAAAACACUCCAGUCGACACAAUCAAUGAGGACUUAGAAAGAGCUAUAUCAGGAGACUCUUCGGCUAGCCAGGGUUUGGCAUCUGUGACAUCUAAGUUGAAGAAGAUCGUACCACUUACAGGCUUCUCAGAUCCAGUCUACGCUGAGGCCUACAUCACAAACCACCAAUUCGAUGUCGUAUUGGAUGUGUUGCUAGUUAAUCAAACAACGGAAACAUUGAGGAACCUUCACGUCCAAUUUGCGACCUUAGGGGACUUGAAGAUUAUUGACAGCCCGCCAAGCACUAAUGUUAUUGCUCACGGGUUUCACAAAUUGACUGUCACAGUGAAGGUUUCGUCUGCCGACACCGGUGUCAUAUUCGGUAACAUCAUUUAUGAUGGCGGUCACGGUGAGGAUGCUCGCUAUGUGAUCAUGAACGACAUUCACGUGGAUAUAAUGGAUUACAUUAAGCCAGCUAAGACCGACGAUGCCACGUUCCGUAAAAUGUGGAACGCUUUUGAAUGGGAAAACAAAAUAACGGUCAAGUCGAAGCUCCCCACACUACAUGCAUAUUUGGAUGAGCUCAUCAAGGGAAUGCGUAUGGGUAUUUUAACUCCCGAAGAAGCCCUGGGCGAGGAAGGAUGUAGAUUUUUGAGUUGCAACCUUUACUCGAAAUCGACGUUCGGUGAGGAUGCAUUGGCCAACCUCUGUAUCGAAAAAGAUCCUACUUCUCACGAAAUUACUGGACAUGUCCGCAUUCGUUCGAAGGGUCAAGGCCUAGCUCUAUCCUUGGGUGACAGAGUCGCUUUAGUAGCAAGACAAAUGAAUAAGAUAAAAUUGGAUCGCGUUUAA
Molecule: messenger RNA, 2922 nt
Organism: Lachancea thermotolerans CBS 6340
Lineage: Eukaryota; Fungi; Ascomycota; Saccharomycetes; Saccharomycetales; Saccharomycetaceae
Gene: SEC26
Product: coatomer subunit beta
Exons: 1
Coding region: 1-2922 (973 amino acids)
Biological process (GO): intracellular protein transport; endoplasmic reticulum to Golgi vesicle-mediated transport; intra-Golgi vesicle-mediated transport
Cellular component (GO): COPI vesicle coat; cytoplasm
Molecular function (GO): structural molecule activity
Source: RefSeq, a predicted model, not a curated record